ACGUGAAGAAUUUUCCCGGGAAACACACUGUCCGACGCGCGCACACAUAGUACAUACAGGUCUAUGUGACAAGGGCACAGGCAUUUAAAUCGGCGAACCAGCAGUGGACUGAAAGUAAAGUUGGCUGAGGGAGAAAUUUUCCUGUUUUGAAUAGAAAGAUGUCUGGUUUUGAUAAUCAAGGGGUCUUUUACUCCGAUAAUUUUGGAUCGGAGGGAAUUCAGGAAGAUGGGCAAGUUAAUCGCAUGGCUGUGCAGCGUCGAUUUAAAGAUUUUCUUCGAAAAUUUCACGAUGCAAACUUCACGUACAAAUACAGAGAUGAGCUAAAGCGACACUACAAUCUGGGCCAGUUCUGGCUGGAUGUAAAUCUUGACGAUGUGGCCAGUUUUGAUGAAGAUCUGGCUGAUAAACUCAAGAAAAAUCCUGCAGAAUUUUUGCCAUUUUUUGAGGAUGCGGCUAAAGAGAUGGCGGACGAGGUCACCAGGCCACGCCCAGAAGGGGAGGAGGGAGUCCAGGAGGAAGUGGAGGAUAUUCAAAUUAUGUUGAACUCCGAGGCUAACCCCAUCUCCAUCCGAAACCUGAAGUCUGACCAGGUGUCUCGCCUGAUCAAGAUACCGGGCAUUGUUAUCGCUGCAUCGGCCAUCAGGGCUAAGGCAACCAAGAUCACCAUUCAGUGCAGAGGCUGUCGUAACUUCAUCCCCAAGCUGUCCGUUAAACCAGGACUGGAGGGGUACACCAUGCCGCGCAAGUGUAACACAGAUCAAGCAGGCCGACCCUCAUGCCCCUUGGAUCCAUACUUCAUUGUCCCAGACAAGUGCAAGUGUGUGGACUACCAAGUCUUGAAGUUACAGGAGUGUCCUGAGGAUGUACCCAAUGGUGAAUUGCCCAGGCACAUCCAGUUGUACUGCGACAGGUAUUUGUGUGAGCGUGUUGUCCCCGGUAACCGUGUCACCAUCAUGGGCGUGUACGCUAUCAAAAAGAUGGGACCAGUUUCAAAGAGGUCACGUUCAGACAAGGUGGCCGUGGGCAUUCGCAGUCCCUACAUCCGCGUGGUGGGCUUUGAGGUAGACACGGAAGGUCCGGGCCGUAGCUCUGGCGUUCCCCUCUUAUCGGAGGAAGAAGAGGAAUUCCGUCAACUGGCCGCCAAUCCCAACGUCUACGAGCUCAUCGCCAAGAGCAUAGCGCCCUCUAUCUACGGCAGCAUCGAUAUAAAGAAGGCCAUUGCCUGUCUCCUGAUUGGUGGAUCCCGUAAGCGUAUGCCCGACGGUUUGACGCGUCGCGGUGACAUCAAUCUUUUGUUGCUUGGUGACCCCGGAACGGCCAAGAGUCAGCUGCUGAAAUUUGUGGAGAAAGUUUCGCCAAUUGGGGUUUAUACAUCAGGUAAAGGAAGCAGUGCAGCUGGUCUGACGGCCUCUGUUAUCAGAGAUCCACAAUCUCGGAAUUUCAUAAUGGAGGGCGGGGCCAUGGUCUUGGCUGACGGGGGCGUGGUCUGCAUCGACGAAUUUGACAAGAUGCGAGAGGACGACCGCGUGGCUAUCCACGAGGCCAUGGAGCAACAGACCAUCUCCAUCGCCAAGGCAGGCAUCACUACCACGCUCAACUCACGGGCGUCGGUCCUGGCCGCGGCCAAUUCGGUGUUCGGACGCUGGGAUGACACUAAGGGAGAUGAUAACAUUGACUUCAUGCCUACCAUUCUGUCACGUUUUGAUAUGAUCUUCAUUGUCAAGGAUGAGCAUGAUGAGGAAAAAGACAUGAGGCUCGCAAAGCACGUAAUGAACGUCCACAUGACAGCGCAAGGCAUGGCCCAACAAGGACCUUCGCAGGAAGGAGAACUUCCCCUCAACUUCCUCAAGAAGUUUAUCUCCUACGUCAGAAAUAAGUGUGGACCUCGCAUCUCAGAGGCAGCAGCCGAGAAACUGAAGAACCGCUACGUUUUGAUGCGCAGUGGAGCGCGAGAACACGAGAGGGAGACAGACAAGAAGACCAACAUUCCAAUCACUGUCAGGCAACUUGAGGCUAUUAUCCGCAUCACUGAGUCACUGGCCAAGAUGCAGUUGAAGCCCUUUGCCUCAGAGGCCCACGUGGAUGAGGCGUUGCGUCUUUUCCAAGUAUCCACCCUGGAUGCGGCCAGGACAGGCAACCUAUCAGGUGUUGAAGGAUUCACAACCCAGGAGGAUCAGGAAGAACUGAACAGGAUUGAAAAACAACUGAAACGCCGCUUUGCUAUCGGCUCACAGGUCUCGGAACACUGCAUCAUUCAAGACUUCCUGCGCCAGAAAUAUCCCGAGCGUUCCAUCUACAAGGUUCUGCAUCUGAUGAUGCGAAGAGGGGAAAUUCAGUACCGCAUGCAACGUAAGAUGCUGUACCGCUUGAAGUAAGAAGUGGAAGCGGGGUUGGAAAAGUGUGAAUAACAGUGUCAAGACUGAAAAACUUUUACUUUGUCAAGAUCACUUCAAGCCGGUAUAAAUUGUUGCACAUAUGUGUCUAAAAUUCAUAACUUAUGAAGGUGUAAUGUUAUGCCAAGGUUGAAUGAUCAGCCACUUCUGGACUGGUUCCUGUCCUGUAGUCAAGAACAUACAAUAUUUCAGGGUACCAGUCUAAACUGCUUCAUUAUAGGACAGUUUUGUUUAUAGAUGAAAAGGUCAUCAUGGAAAAGGUAGACAGUGUAACAAUCAAUUUAUUGUUUUGUUUUUAUCCCCCUGGCUGUAGGCAAGAGAAGGGGAUCUUGCGAUAGUGUAUUCCUUCUGUCCGUGUGUUCCAUGUUGGUUAGGUUAACUGUUUAGUGCUGUCAUAUGAAAAGUCUUAAAGUAAUCUUGGGUAGGAGGACUUCAGAUGACUUGAGAAAUUUGAGGUCAAAGGUCAUCUAGGGGUCAAAUGAGGUCGUUGUUUUGGUUGGGUCAACUGAAAAGUGUGCCUGCUACCUGACUGUAUAUAUACUGCCAGCAUGCCAGGGGAUCACGCAAGUUUAACUUGCAGUAUAUUUCAAUUUAGUUUUAAGUUUUAAAGUUGGGUCUCAAUUUUUCAAAUGCUUGAAAAUUAACAAGUUGUGACAGCACUGGUUAAUAGUGAAAAGUAUUUGAAAGAUGGCACAAAGAUUCAUUAAUUGAUAGGUGUUCCGUAACUGACAGUUGGUUGAAAUGUAAUCUGUACAAUUUCAGCAACCAUACUGUUUAAGCACUCAAUUCGGUGAUUAAAACAGAUGAGCUCUACCUGUAAUACAAUUUGCCAACUUAUAUAUGAACUUGAAAAUACCAUAGGAAUUGAAUGGAUUGUAGUAUACUGAAGUUAUUUAUGUUGUGUUGUUGCGCUUAACCUGAUUAAGCAGAUGUUAUUGCCAAUCGUUAUGGCUGGAUGAAUCACUUUACUACGGCUUGUUUGUUUGUUAUUAUUCAGCUGUUGGUCGAGAUAGCCCACAAAAGUCUUUUGAUUUGUUUCAAGUGGGGCUCCUGGAUAGAAGAUAUAGAAUUAAAUUACAGUUUUAGUGGUGGGAGGAAAAUCCCAGAAAGAUAUUUUAUGGAAAACGCACAGAAUCAGGCAGGGACUGAAAACCCAAUCCACAUACUGGCCCAGGCAGGAUUCGAACCCGUGUCACAGCGGUGGAAGGCGAGGAAAGUACUGCUAUUAAGCCAACCUUAUUAUCCUGAUCGACUUCAUUGGUCAAUAAUUGAAAAUUAUUCUGAUAUACGUGUACAGGAUUCUGUUGCACGAAGUACUCGUGCUACUCGGCUGUGUUGUGGAAUUACUUUUCAGGAGUGCAGUUCAAAAUAUUAUUAACAUGUUGAUUAGGUUUCUAUAUAUAGCGAUGUAAUUAUGCAGGGACUUCAUUUUUGACCAGCAAAACUACAAAGUAAUGUAUGAUGAUCCCUCGUCUUUACAUAGAAUCAUUUGAAUAUUAAUAAACUCUGAAACAAGUGAUAACCUGUUUUGUUGCCAAAAAGAAAGGAACCAGAAUAUGAGAUUAUAAUGUAGUUUUCCCGUACUAUAUUUAAUGUUGUUGGUAUAUUUUAAAAAAAAUAAAACUCACGUGUCAUGUCCCAAAGGCCAAAAUUUACAUGAUUUACAGUUUAAAUAUGCAUUGAAUGCAAUUUAGGGGUAUUAGAAAUAUAAAAGGGACAAGAUCUAAAAUAUUUAAAAUACAAAACGGGAAAAAGAAAAUUACAACACUACACCACCCAAAAUAAAGUACACGAGAAAGAGGUAAAUUUAGAACAUAUUAAUCUGAUAAAUUAUUAAAUAAAAACCACCAGAGUUGAACAGGCUGAUGGACGAGGGAGAUGGUUAAAAAAAAAUGGAAUUAAAAACGUUAAUAUAGUUUGAAAUUGUUCCUAUUAAUGGUAAAACUUUGUCCCGUUCUGUAUCUAUUUCUUUGAAGAUUUAUAUUGUAUUGGUUGUGUUUUUCGUGAGAAAGGUCAUUGUCUUUUUGACAGAGUAACAUGUGACCCCAAAAAGAUCAUACGAUGUGUUUUAGCAGCAUCAAACGUGUCAUUUGGCUUGAUAUAAAAACAGUCGCAUUAAAUUGAAAUUUCACUUACCAUAAAUGAACUUUGGUACAUUCUUUGUAUUUUGUUAGUUCCUCAAAAUGGUGUUUUGACAAUUAAACCAGUGAUUCAAGAAGAAAAUCUUAUUAGGACAAGUUUCUUAUUCGUCAUAACUUGAUAAUUUGGAAAUUAUCUUUGACAACAAAACGAAACCAAUUUGCCAUUCAGGUUACCAUAUUCAAUUAUAUGCACAUUCAAAUAUCUUGUCAAUGCCUAUCUAGAAAAAUAAUCUAAUACUUGAGACAAGAAAUUGUAGUUAGGGCCUAUGUUAUAACAAGUCAGAUUUUAAAAUAACUAGACAGUGCAGCGAUGUAAAUUCUAUUGCCUAUAAUAAAUUUCAAUUGCCUAAUGUAA
This is a messenger RNA of Patiria miniata (bat star), 4889 nucleotides long. RefSeq names its product DNA replication licensing factor mcm5-like. Lineage: Eukaryota; Metazoa; Echinodermata; Asteroidea; Valvatida; Asterinidae. Gene Ontology annotation, molecular function: single-stranded DNA binding; single-stranded DNA helicase activity; DNA replication origin binding. The record is from RefSeq and is a predicted model, not a curated record. The coding region runs from base 159 to 2375 and encodes 738 amino acids. Gene Ontology annotation, biological process: DNA replication initiation; DNA replication; double-strand break repair via break-induced replication. Gene Ontology annotation, cellular component: nucleus; MCM complex. The transcript has 16 exons.